Messenger RNA from Moneuplotes crassus, 2237 nucleotides. The record is from the annotation of a GenBank genome assembly. NCBI's taxonomy places the organism in Eukaryota, Ciliophora, Spirotrichea, Euplotida, Euplotidae.
AUGGAAAGUCAAGUAUCCCUCCAUCUUGAAGAGACCAAGGCUCCUUCGCCCUCGAGCACUGUGAGCAAGACGCUUCUGACAACUGUGCCUCUUGUAUUAAAAACCCUGCCUUAUUUCGGCUGGGCAGAUGAGUGCAAGGUACUAAUGACACAGCUGAGGUCCCAAUCAAGAAGUCUCUGGUUCUCCCAAGAAGAUAGAUUACUUGCCCCCGUCACAGAUAAGUAUGGAAUCCAAAGGUUUCACCUCCAGAAGAGAGAAUUAUGAAUCACAAACUUAGGAGAGACUUCGAGGCCAACUGGAGAACCUCUUGAAGUCUCUGAACUGAACAGAUUAGUGAUCACUAAUGACUACAAGCUGUACCUUCUAGAUUUUGAUUUUAUGCAUGGAAAAGAGGUUGAAGGGCUUGGAGUUCUUAGAGAUUUCAUCAAAAGUAUCGACCUCAUUGCAUUGUCAAUCUCAAAAAUUAGUUCUUAUUUUAAAAGGCUUGAUGAAUACUAUGAUGAAGAAGAUACAUAUAGAGUGGAACAUCAAGAAAAGCAAUUAGAUCUCUUGUCCAAAGUUGCAGAAUUAUUGGACAAAGAAGUGAAGAAAACUCAAGAACAUGGGAGGACACUUUUAAGUUUCCCAAAACCUUUUGAAAUUAUUUGCGAUGAAUUCGAACAACCUAUCUAUGGAGCAAAGGACUCAGUAAUAUGCGACUAUAAUUCUGAUGCCCGCCUCUCUAUUGAAGAGAAAUGCCUCAAACAGCUCCAAUCUUAUGGUUUAUCUACCGAAUCUCUAUGAGACUAUUACAGCCAAGCUUUAGAAUUAAUGACUCCUCAAACGCUUUUCCAUAAGCUUGAGCAUUGUGGAUUAACGAUUGACUUAUCAGAGCUUUACAACAGAGAUGAAGCUAUGGGUUUUGAUGCUUUCGAAACAUGCUUCACACAACUAUUCGAAAGAAUGAAGAUUCAUGAGGAUUGUGUGGAAGAGGAAGACCUGAAACUACCCAAAGUUAAGCUAAAGUAUUGGUUUAAAAAGAGGGAAAUUGGGUAUAAAGAAGCAUUAAAAGCUCUGGAAUUCAUAUCUAGCUGCUUUCAUUACCUUAAAAAUAAAUGAGCUGCCAUAUCUCUGAAGAUUGAUAAAGGAUCUUGAUCAAACUAUGAAUAUGUCACAGGGGAAAGUUGCUAUUUAGGUGUUCAAGACGAACAUGGAACUCGGAUGAUAAUCUUCAAACUAGCUAAUUUUAACUGCAAGCUCUCUCAAGGCUUCACAAUAGAUCAAGGCUUUAUAAUUUUCAAAGAAUUUUAUCUUGAAUGAGAAGGAAUUGAAGAAGCAUCUCCGGCUGAUCUCGAAGAAGCAAAGCUUCUUACUGAAGAUCUCUCAGUUUUCAUUCCUUUGGAAGAAGUUAAAACUCUCAGUUUUGAUUUUUAUAAGGAUUCUGAACUUUUUAAAGGUCCAUUUCAGAAUUUGUCAGAAUUGAGAUUAGAAAUUUCCCCUUCAGCCUUAGAGGACUCAGACACUUACGAGAAGCUUCAAGUCUUCCAAAAUAAUACUAAGGUUUGGGUUGAAGUAGUAGGAAGAUAUACUAAAAAUGAUGUUCAAGAAGAAAGCAAAGUUGCAUUAUUUAAAGCUUUAGAGAGAUUUAACUUGCAAAGACUUGAUAUGAGACGACUGGAAAUUAAUAAUCAAGCUACAUUAGCUUCUCUGAACUCAUUUCUGGAGAAGACAAAUCCCACUAGUAUUUCUGUGGAAAUCAGAGCUUCUCAGAUUGAGAAUGAAGAAUUUGAGAGUUAGUUUAAUAUCCUUUCUGCUUCGUGCUUGAGUGAAGUCAAAAUAUGAAUUGUUAAAGCAUCUUUCGAUAUUAUAAAAAUUGCUGAAAAAUUAGUAGGGAAAAGAAUAGAUAAAAAUAUUGCUAUUAAAUUUGAAAAUGUUAUUGUUGAGCCUGAAAUAAAACCUACUCCAAUUUCAAAAUCUAUUAAAAAGAACAGACCAAAGAAAACUAAAAAGUUUAACAAGAAAUCUAAGCCAUUUAAAAGUCAACUUUAAAAGCUUGUAUAACAGACCAACCAAAGAAAAAGAAAAACAUAAAUCUAGCUUCUUGGAGACCAAUGCAAAAAUAAAAUUUUCAAGCAGAGAAUUCCAACUUUCGUUGGCAGCAGGUUCAGAAAGUUACAAAAGGUGUUCAAGGAUCAUAGAUUGAACUAUAAAGACUUUAAGAUGCAUCAGAUGCAGUGCUUGGAUUAAAGAACCAUUCA